Messenger RNA from Micropterus salmoides (largemouth bass), 3642 nucleotides. Its product is annotated as uridine-cytidine kinase-like 1. Gene Ontology annotation, cellular component: cytoplasm. Gene Ontology annotation, molecular function: ATP binding; kinase activity. The record is from RefSeq and is a predicted model, not a curated record. The transcript has 15 exons. NCBI's taxonomy places the organism in Eukaryota, Metazoa, Chordata, Actinopteri, Centrarchiformes, Centrarchidae. The coding region runs from base 31 to 1659 and encodes 542 amino acids.
UUUCCGCGCCGCUCUGAGCCUGAGCCGACGAUGGAAACAGCACGCAGCGAUAGAAAGACAGACAAACAGCCCACAGAUGAAGGAACGGAAGCGGACAGCUCUAUGUCAAGUGGGAGCGGAGAGGAUUCCCUGGAUGGCCUCUCAAACCGUGUCCCCCGGUGCCCUUUGACCCCGUCUUUAUCGCCGCAAAAACGCACCACGAGCCAGUCUAAGACGGAGCCUCCACUGCUCAGGACGAACAAACGGACCAUCUACACCGCUGGCAGACCACCUUGGUACAACGUCACUGGGACCACCUUCAAAGAGGCCUUUGUUAUUGGUCUGUGUGGAGGAAGUGCUUCUGGUAAAACCACAGUAGCCAAUAAGAUCAUUGAAGCGCUGGAUGUUCCCUGGGUGGUUCUGCUCUCCAUGGACUCUUUCUACAAGGUGUUGAAUAAAGAAGAGCAGGAACUCGCAGCCAAAAAUGAGUAUAACUUUGACCACCCUGAUGCCUUUGACUUUGAGCUUCUGGUCACCGUCCUCAGAAAGCUGAAGAAAGGGAAAAGCAUCAAAGUCCCCGUGUACGACUUCAAAUCUCACUGCAGACGCAAAGAAUGGAAAACUGUGUACGGGGCCAAUGUUGUCAUCUUCGAGGGCAUCCUGGCCUUUGCCAACAAGGAGCUGCUGAAGCUGCUGGACAUGAAGGUGUUUGUGGACACAGAUUCUGACAUCCGCCUAAUACGGAGGCUGAAGAGGGACAUUUCACAGCGCGGACGGGACAUCAGUGGCAUCAUCAAGCAAUACAACAAGUUUGUAAAGCCAGCAUUCGAGCAGUACAUUGAGCCCACGGUGCAGUCCGCUGACAUCGUGGUGCCCAGAGGUGGAGAAAAUUUUGUAGCACUAGAUUUGAUAGUUCAGCACGUUCACAGUCAGCUGGAGAAGCGUGAGAUCACUGUGAGAUCGGCUCUGGCUUCGGCUCAUCAGGGUCAGCCUUUACCCCAAACCCUCAGUGUGAUGGAGAGCACUCCGCAGGUCCGCGGCAUGCACACCAUCAUCAGGAACAAGGAGACCAACAGAGAUGAGUUUAUCUUCUACUCCAAGAGAUUAAUGAGGCUUCUGAUAGAACAUGCCCUCUCCUUCCUGCCUCUCAAGCCAGUAUCUGUGGAGACACCUCAGGGCGGCGUCUAUGACGGCAAGAGGCUGAGCGGUAAAAGAAUCACAGGGGUUUCCAUCCUGAGAGCAGGCGAGACCAUGGAGCAGGCUCUGAUGGCUGUGUGUAAAGACAUCAGACUGGGAAAGAUCCUCAUCCAGACAAACCAUGACACAGGUGAACCAGAGCUUCACUACCUUCGUCUGCCAAAAGACAUCAGUGAAGACUACGUUAUCCUCAUGGACAGCACCGUAUCCACCGGAGCUGCUGCGCUCAUGGCCGUCAGAGUGCUGCUUGACCAUGAUGUAGCAGAGGAUAAGAUCUUCCUGCUGUCCCUGCUAAUGGCAGAGAUGGGCGUCCACUCAGUGGCCUAUGCUUUCCCUAAAGUCCGCAUCAUCACCACCGCUGUGGACAAAGAGGUCAACGACCAGUUCCACAUCAUACCAGGCAUCGGUAAUUUUGGAGAUCGAUACUUUGGCACCGAUGCUCCGUCAGACUGGUGUGAAAGCGAUGAAGGGAUGGACUUCUAAAGAGAGAACUUAUCAGGGGAAAGAUUGUUACAAAAGCACUUACAGCCAUGAAACAGUGAAAAGGACCUCACUCAUCCCGUGCUGCUCUGAUCUGCUCCAUCGACAUCCUCCUGACCAGGGAGGUGAUGCUGUAGAAACUACUUCCUGUUUAAAUCAGUGGAACAGAGGUCACUGUUAGGUCAGCGCAAUUACUGAGUGCUGCGAGCUAAGUGCAGAUUUCCAUUUUGCCAGGACAGAAUUCAGUCUGUUCACAAUUAAAGUUUACAGCAAAGUUCAAAGGGCUUGUUGGCGUUAACAUCUUUCACCCAGUUGUAAUUAUUCCCACUGCAAUCUCAAAAGGCUGCCAGCCUAAGCUACCUGUUGAAGACAAAUGCUUGAUUAAGAUGUAAAUAACGUUUUGUUGCUGAAGCUGCAUGCUGUGAAGCCUCAGAGCUGAUUGAUUUUGUGUACUGUCAGUUCCUUUCAGGAUUUUGCACUGUAAGUUUCUUUGUCAUCAUAAACUAGAUAUUGUAGCUAAAUCACUGUUGGGAAAAGAAAACCCAGAUGGGAAGAUUUGGCUAGAGCUAUGCUCUUUUUAAAUCCUCAGCAGUUAUAUAAAAAAGAAUAAAAAAAAAAAAGAUUUACUUCAUAGUAUUCAGUCGAUACCUUCCUAAUCAGCAACCAUUGAAUCAUUUGUUUUGCACAAUGACAUGAACACCUCGUCUUUUAAGACAAAUCAUCAUAAGUAUUUUGUGUGUAUGGAAGGAAAUUUCCAUUAUAAAUCAUGUCCAGCAGUGUACUGUGAUUUUUUUUUUUUUUUUUAAGCUUAAAGCUUUUUGUAGAAAUUAUUAAUGCAUUACAGCUUUGCUCUGCUGACGAAGCUCCAGCUGUCUCUACUAUAAGAUUAUAUUAUAUCAGCCAACUUUUACUGAAAGGAGCAACAACACUUGAACAACAAGACUGACUGAUGAUUGAGAGAAACGGUCAAAUAUUGCUUUUUAUAUUUGUUUUAUUUGUUGAAUUGUUAUCUCAUUGCUGAAUUUGUCUCUGACUGUACGGCAGUAGGCUACUACACCAGUAACAGCCCUUUCUUUCCUCCGUGCUUGGUAAAGUAAUUAAGUUAAGCACAUUUUUAAGUUAAAACAUUGUCAUCGUUACAUUACUAAACUAUUUUCUCUUAGCUUUAGCUGCUAAUGAAGACAGUGCAUAGCUAGCAAAUGCUUUGUAUUUUAUUUUUGCUUGUUUGUGUAGAAACUGCUGCUGUAUAUUCACAUCUGAGCUUUGUGACUGGCCAAAAGAGAGAAACUGAAAAAAAUGUUUGUGAUUUAUAACAAAACUUAAAGCACUUGUCAUGGGCUUUAAGUUUCAGAAGCACUCGAUGUCUGAACGGCUCAUACUUUUAGUUUUUCUGGGAUGUAACAGAAACCUACCUACCAUAUGGGGACGCUUACUUGUUGUGGUGACCUUGUUUGUGGCCUGUUUUUAUUUAUUUGUAUUGUUCGCUGGGGUUCUUCAUUUUUACAUUUGUUUUACAUCACAUCCAAAGUUACUUAACCAGUAUGUUAUUGUUUUAAUGUUGUUGUAUUGAAGUUCUGCUGACUCAUAGUGUAACGCCAGGUUUAUUUUAACAGUAUGCCAUUGGUUUAACUAACAUUUAUGAACGUCUGUGUUCCUGUCAGGUGCUUGCUAGUGUGCAUGUUCUCUUUACUGAUACACCUAAAUGGUCUCCAUCUAUUAUCAAAGUUAUUUGUUACACCUGUGUUCUAGUCAAAUGUCCACGAGAAAACACAUUAAUUCUGUUUACAUCCAGCUGUCUAGGUAACUUAAUGCACAUAUUGACAGCACAUUACUACAACGAUAACUCUGUACUGUAUAACACAACAGUUGGAAGCUGGUUACCUCACAUUUAUAUGAAACUGUUUGUGAUGCUAAGUCGGCGUGCUUUUGUGAGAAAGAUCUGUUUUUGUAAAUCCCAUUUAAUAUGUACAGAAUUAAAAACAAAAC